This is a messenger RNA of Hippocampus comes (tiger tail seahorse), 5491 nucleotides long. It is a transcript of the gene myom1b, whose product is annotated as myomesin 1b. Gene Ontology annotation, molecular function: protein binding. The transcript is spliced from 42 exons. The record is from RefSeq and is a predicted model, not a curated record. NCBI's taxonomy places the organism in Eukaryota, Metazoa, Chordata, Actinopteri, Syngnathiformes, Syngnathidae. The coding region runs from base 218 to 5281 and encodes 1687 amino acids.
AAAAGGCUGCAGCUGCCGCUGGGACAGACUGACCGGCGUGUUUGUGGGGCGGCCGAGUAUUAUUUUGGCUGAGUGCACCGCAGUCUUGGUCACCUGCAGUCCCUGUUGUACCAUCCUCGCUUCCUACCUGCUUGAUUGUGGAAUUGCCCUGAGCAAGUGACCUGCAGGGGGCGGUAAGUGGCAACUGUCCCAAGGACGAAAAAAGGCACCCGCAAGCAUGUCUGCCUCGGUACCGUUCUACCGCAAGCACCAGCGCAGCUACGACAGGGGCUACCGCUACCAGUUGGCCGGCAGGUACUCGGCCGGGACCAGUGGCGGCACCAGAACCAGGGGCCUUGACUGGUUGUCGCAACCCGGACUGGACCCGCUGCCCAAGAGAACCAAGCCCUCCUACUUGGCUGUGGACCGUGAGAACCAAAUCAUCGGCUACGUGGUGCCCAUGUUCAGGACCAGUCAGGAGUUUGCGGAGGGAUAUUCGGAUCACACCAGACUGCGGGACACUGCCGCCUACAUGGAGCGCUGUGAUAGGUUCACCAGCGGCCUUGAGAUGGAGCGGUCGGAGCAGAUCGCCAGAAAGGAGGCCAUGCGCGAGUCGGCCCAACGGAUCUCCUUUAAUAAAACGCUCUACGAGCACGAUGAACACUUCAAGCGCAUGAACGAAGACAGCCUGUUGCACGUCCCGGAAUUCAUCAUCAAGCCUCGCUCACACACCGUGUGGGAGAAGCAGUGCGUGAGGCUGCACUGUACCGUCAGCGGCUGGCCCGACCCCCGAGUCGUCUGGUACAAAAAUAACGUGGCCAUCGACCCUCUCGCUAAAGCUAGCAAGUACAAAAUCGAGAGCAAAUACAGCGUGCACUCACUGGAGAUCAACAGCUGCGAUUUCGAGGACACGGCCCAGUAUCGCGUCUCGGCCAUGAACGUCAAGGGGGAGGUGUCCGCCUUCGCCUCGAUUGUCGUAAAAAGGUUCAAAGGGGAAGUGGACACGUUUCUGCCGGCUCCGAGACGGUCUGGUGUAAAAGAUGGUCCCGUGUCCGAGUACGGCAUCACCUUCCAGACCCACAUCGUCGACAACUUCGGGGUGUCCUUCGGCAGGGAGGGCGAAACCCUGAGCUUGGGGUGCACGGUCAUCAUCUACCCAGCCUUGCAUCGCUACCAGCCCGAGGUGCAGUGGUACAGAGACGGGGUUCUCCUGUCACCAUCCAAGUGGAAUCACAUGCACUGGAGCGGCGACAGAGCCACGUUGACCCUCACGCACCUGAACAAAGAGGACGAAGGACUCUACACUCUGCGCGUCACCACCAAGUCCGGAUACAAAACCUACUCGGCUUACGUUUUUGUGAGAGAUGCUGACGCCGAAGUGGAAGGGGCUCCGGGGGCUCCGCUGGAUGUGUGCUGCCUGGAUGCCAACAAGGACUACAUCAUCGUCUCCUGGAAGCAGCCGGCCGUCGACGGCGGCAACUCCAUCCUGGGUUAUUUUGUGGACAGGUGUGAGGUCGGGACAACACACUGGAUCCAGUGCAAUGACACUCCCAUCAAGUUUGCCCGAUUCCCAGUCACCGGAUUGGUUGAAGGCCGCUCCUAUAUCUUCCGUGUGCGUGCCGUCAACAAGAGCGGCAUCAGCCGUCCGUCGCGGGUGUCUGAACCCGUGGCCGCCAUGGACCCGGCUGAUCGCGCCCGCAUGAGAGGUACCUCGGCUCCUUGGACCGGCCAGAUCAUUGUCACAGAGGAGGAACCGGCAGAGGGUAUUGUUCCUGGCAGACCUCGAGAACUGCAAGUGACAGAAGCAACCAAGAACUACUUAGUACUCAGCUGGAAGCCACCUGGCGAGAAAGGCCUGGAAGGUGUCAUGUACUAUGUAGAGAAGUGUGUCUCGGGCACAGACAGCUGGCAGAGGGUGAACACCGAAAUCCCGGUUAGGUCGCCUCGCUUCGCGCUGUUUGACCUGGCCGAGGGCAAGUCCUACUGCUUCCGUGUCCGCUGCUGCAACGCCGCCGGCGUCGGCGAGCCGUCUGACCCAACUGAGGCCACCACGGUUGGCGACAAGCUCGACACUCCGUCUGCUCCGAGCAAAGUUGUACCCACAAGGAACACGGACACAUCCGUGGUGGUAUCCUGGGAAGCAUCCCAUGAUGCCAAGGAGUUGGUGGGUUACUACAUCGAAGCGAGCAUUGUGGGCAGCAACACCUGGGAGCCAUGCAACAACAAACCCGUCAACGUGACCAGGUUUAUCUGCCACGGUCUGACGACGGGAGAGAAGUACGUGUUCAGGGUGAGGGCUGUGAACGCCGCAGGACUUAGUCAGUUCUCUCCGGAAUCUGAGCCUGUGGAGGUGAAGGCUGCGAUUGGGGGCGGCAUCCCUCAUGGUGUGUUGCCGGAGACGGGGCCGGGGGGUAACCAAGGCCGACUAACCCCGCACAGGCCACACUGGACGGGCCCGCAUGAUACUGUCCAGCUCCCCGCUGACACAAAAACCAAAGCUCAGGCAAACCCCGAGCUCCCCGAGCGGGAGUCCGGGGCAGCGGCGGUGGCGGCUAACUCCGGCCCCUUGGACAACAAAACCCAAGGGUCAGAGAGGGGCGGCCUGGGGCCGAGUGAGGUUAACGGGGUGCCCUCUGAGCCACCGCCGGGCUCGCUGUGUGAAGCACGUACUGACGUAGCAGCGCACUUAGGCUCACCUCGCGCCGAGGGGCCGGCUGAAAAGACAGCCGAGGGGCCCCCUGGGGCCGAGCGGGCAUGCGGUUUGUCAGUAGAUGCUUCUGCUAACCGGGAGGCGGCGAGGCCAGACGCAGGGGCUGAAGCAUCGCCUGCACCACCUUACGGCAUCAGCGUGCUGGAGUGCGUACGCGACUCCAUGGUGCUGGCGUGGAAGCAGCCGGCCUUCAUCGGCGGGGCCGACAUCACCGGAUAUUUCGUGGAUUACCGCGAGGUCGUGGACGGCGUGGAGGGAAAGUGGCAUGAGGCCAAUAUCAAAGCGAUCAGCGAACGUGCCUACAGGGUGACUGACCUGAAGGAGAACAGGAAGUACCAAUUCCAGGUUCGGGCGGCCAACAUCGCUGGUGUCGGGAUCCCGUCGCUUCCCAGCGACACGUUCCUGUGUGAGGAAUGGACCAUUGCCGUUCCAGGGCCUCCUCACGAUCUCGAGCUGCGAGAGGUGCGAGGCGACUCCAUGGUGUUGCUGUGGAAAGCUCCGGUGUACCAGGGGCGCGAUCCUGUCAACGGCUUCUACGUGGACAUGAAGGAGGCGGAAGCUCCGGAGGAAGCAUGGAGAGGAGUCAACACCAAGGCCACGGGGAACACCUUUAUCAAGGUGAAGAAUCUGAAGGAGCAGGAGUCGUACGUAUUCCGCGUUCGCGCUCAGAAUCAGGCCGGCGUGGGGAAGAGCUCCGACAUCUCCGAACCGGUCCAAGCCGUGACCAAGCCAGGCACCAAGGAGAUCUCGGUGGACGUGGACGACGACGGCGUCAUCUCUCUCAACUUUGAAUGCGCCAACAUGACCCCCGACUCCAAAUUUGUGUGGUCCAAGAAUUACGAGGACGUGGAUGAGUCGGCUUCACGCUUGACCGUGGAGACCAAAGGGAACAAGUCCAAAGCCACCUUCAACUCACCCGGAGAGGAAGACACGGGUAUUUAUUCGUGUCUGGUCACCCACACAGAUGGAGAUUCAUCCAGCUACACCAUCUCACCCGAAGAGAUGAAGAGGCUGCUGGAGAUCAGCCGUGAUCACAAGUUCCCCACGAUUCCCCUCAAGUCGGGUUUAGCUGUGGAGAUGCUGGAGAAGGGCAAAGUUCGCUUCUGGCUGCAAGCCGAGCAGAUUUCGCCCAACGCCAAAGUGGACUACGUGUUCAACGACAACGUUGUGACCCAGGGCGAGAAAUACAAGAUGAAUAUUGACAAGAACACGGGCGUGGUUGAGAUGACCAUGGAAUCGCUGAUGCCCGAGGAUGAAGGCACCUUCACCUUCCAGAUGAAGGACGGAAAAGCCACCAAUCAGUCCAGCCUGGUACUCAUAGGAGACGUGUUCAAGGAUCUGCAGAAGGAAUCCGAGUUCCAGAGGAAAGAAUGGUUCAGGAAGCAAGGUCCUCACUUUAUUGAGUAUUUGGGCUACGAGGUCACUCCGGAAUGCUGUGUGGUACUCAAGUGCAAGGUGGGAAACAUCAAGAAAGAGACGUCGGCGCUGUGGUACAAGGACGGACGGGAGAUCAAGGCGGAUGAAAAACUGGGCUUCACCGAGGGAGUCCUCAAACUGGAAAUAGCUCAGCCCGACCCACCCGCCGAAUCUGCAGACGACCAUAUCGGGAGAAUGCUUAAAAUUUCCAAGAAGGACGCCGGCGUGUAUGAGACAGUCCUGAAGGAUGACCGAGGAAAAGACACGUCCAAGUUAAACCUGACCGACCAACGUUUCAAAGACCUGAUGAACGAAGUCUUCAACUACAUCGCUAACUCGUCCACGCCGCUGAAGAUCACCAGCACGGAUCAAGGCAUACGCCUCUACACUUUUGUCAGCUACUACAAUGACCUGCUGCCGGUCACGUGGCAUUACAAAGACUCACCCAUCGCCUUCUCAGAGCGCCUGAAGAGUGGCGUGGUGGGCGACCAGUUGUGGCUUCAGAUCAGCGAGCCCACCGAGAAGGACAUGGGCAAGUACGCCAUCGAGUUCAACAUCAACGACGGCAAAGGCGGCCUGAGGAGAACCGUGGAGCUGUCGGGUCAAGCGUAUGAGGACGCUUUGGCCGAAUUCAAGAGACUCAAAGCGGAUGCUAUUGCAGAAAAAAAUCGCGCCCGAGUGGCAGGAGGCCUUCCGGACGUGGUCACCAUCCAGGAGGGCAAGGCACUCAAUCUUACCUGCAACAUCUCGGGCGAGCCGCUGCCGCAGGUGACGUGGCUGAAGAACGACAAGGAGCUGACCUCGAACGAGCACUGCAUCCUGCGCUUCGAGUCGGGCAAGUUCGCCAGCUUCACCAUCACGGCGGUCAGCACGGUUGACACGGGCAAGUACAGCAUCCUGGUCAAGAACAAGUACGGCACCGAGAGAGCUGAAUUCACCCUGGAAGUGACUGAGGGAACGCCCGACCUGGGCGUGACCUCGUACUUGACCGACGCUGAGGGUAACGUGGUGUUUGGUGCCAACACUCUCGAGGAAAAGAUGAAGACGGCCAUCACGGGGAUGACGAAAGAAUCCGCAGCGGCAGCAGAGAAGAUGGACAACUUGACAAAGAAGCCAGAAGAAGAAGAAGAAGAAGAAGUCACUGUUCAAGAGAUGUUGAUGAACAAAGAAAUUUAGCCUGAAAUUCAGGACAAAAUAGCACAAAAGUGUUUUGAGUAAGAAGUGUGGCCACGGUGCAAAUUAUACUCAUAUCACAAGGCACCGCUAAAUAAAGUGCUUCAUCUGAAGAUAUCUCCUAUUAUGUAUCAAAUAUACAAUUUCACUUUCGUAUAUGGUUUGGAUGGAUUGUUUGCGUUCACCAUGUCUCACCACUCUAAUAAAAUAAAA